Messenger RNA from Panicum virgatum (switchgrass), 1779 nucleotides. Its product is annotated as zinc finger BED domain-containing protein RICESLEEPER 2-like. The transcript has a single exon. NCBI's taxonomy places the organism in Eukaryota, Viridiplantae, Streptophyta, Magnoliopsida, Poales, Poaceae. The record is from RefSeq and is a predicted model, not a curated record. Gene Ontology annotation, molecular function: DNA binding; protein dimerization activity. Bases 1 to 1779 code for a protein of 592 amino acids.
AUGCGCGCUCGUACUGAACUUGUUCGAUUGAUUGCUAGACUAGAUGUUCCUAUCUCUCUUGGUGAAUCUGAGGCUUUUGUCGAGUACAUUAAAAAUGCUCACAAUCCUAAAUAUACUAAAGUGUCUAGGCAAACCACCUCUAGAGACAUACUAAAGUACUUCACUGAUUGCAAGGCUAAACUUGUUGAGACUUUUACUACUUCUAUUAACUGUGUGUGUCUAACCUCCGACAUUUGGUCUGGUAAUGCCAAAGAGGAUUACAUUAGUGUUGUUGCUCACUACAUAAACUCUGACUGGCAACUAGAGAAGAGGGUGCUUGGUCUGGUUCUUAUUGAUGUGUCCCACAAUGGACAAAAUAUUGCUGACCGUGUAGCAUCUGUUCUUGCUGAUUAUGGUUUGUCUGAAAAGGUGUUUGCUGUUACUUUGGACAAUGCAUCGUCUAAUGCAUCAGCCAUGCAUAAACUGAAACCUAUUCUGUCUAAAUACCUUGGUCUUGAAGUAAUUGAUGAACCAGAGUAUGCAUCAUCUAGUUUAAACAAUGCAGUCAAUUCUAUAUUCUUGCAUCAGCGUUGUGCAUGUCAUAUUCUGAAUCUGAUUGUCAAGGAGGCACUAACUACUCUUAAGUCUUUGAUAGAAACAUUUAGAACUGCAAUAUCAUUUUUAAAUUCAUCUAAUCAGAGGAUUGCUGCAUAUAAAAGCUACUGCAUUGCAACUGGUGUUAGGCCUAGAAAGUUUCAACUGGACAUGGAGGUUAGGUGGAAUUCUACCUACCUAAUGCUUAAACAUCUGUUUCCUCAUAAGUCCCCUUUCACUACUUUCAUCCAAGCUCAGUAUUCUAGGGAUGAAGGUGAGCCUUUGCUGUUAACUGAGGAUCAUUGGAUGAUGGCACAAAAAGUGCUAUCCUUUCUUGAGUUGUUUUAUGAUGCUACUGUCACAUUGUCUGGUGUGUACUAUCCUACAUCUCCACUUAUGAUUCAUUAUCUUGUUAAGAUUUCUCUGCACCUAAAAAACUAUGCUAAUGAUGUGCACAUCAGAUCUGUGGUGCAACCUAUGAUAGACAAAUAUAAUAAGUAUUGGAGGGACAUACCUUUGCUUUACUCUUUUGCAUUUAUCUUGGACCCCAGAGCUAAAAUGAAAGGUUUUACUAGGGUGCUAAGAAGGCUAGGUAAUCUCACCAGUACUGAUUAUUCUGCUUAUUUGGUUGGCACUAGAGCUAGACUUGCUGAUGUUUACAAUAAAUAUGAUGAGAAAUAUGGUGCUGUUAGGUUGAGGAGGACUGACCCUCCUGUCCUGUCUGGUAAGUCAAGAUCUGCUUGGGAUGAAAUAUAUGAUGAUGAUGGUCCUGUUUUGGGUGGUGUUAUCUUGCCUGGUAAUCCUAACAUGUCUAGAGAUACAUCUGCAACUUCUCUACUGAAUGCAGUAAGGUCAUCAGCUUCUAAUGCUUCUGAACUUGUGUCCUACUUGGACUGUGACACUGUAAACCACCUAACUGAUGACUUUAACAUCUUGGACUGGUGGCGUCAACACAAACUUACAUAUCCAGUAUUGUCAAUCAUGGCUAAAGAUAUCUUAACUGUUCCUGUGUCUACCAUAUCUUCAGAAUCCACUUUUAGUAUGACAGGCAGGAUUAUCGAGGAGCGGCGAAGGAGUUUGAAGCCUGAAAUGGUGGAGAUGCUGACCUGCAUCAAAGACUGGGAGGCUGCAGAAGCAAGACUGCAACAGAAUGUGGAGGACAAGGAGCUUGAGGAAGCUUUUGAAGAACUUUAUCUUGAUUCAUGA